CUCGUUCUCCCCCACUCUCUCUCUCUCUCUCUCUCUCUCACACUCUUCCUCUUCGAAAAAUCUAGGGUUUUUCAUCUUCUUCUCCCUCUUCGCCUCCCUCCUCUGAAAUUCCCUCGAAAAAAAUGCCUAGGUAUGAUGACCGCCGCAGUGGUACUCGCCUUUAUGUCGGACACUUGUCUUCAAGGACAAGAUCACGUGAUCUAGAGGACAUGUUUAGCAGAUAUGGAAGGUCUCUUGGCUUUUGCCUAACCCGGAGGUCUAUGGUGAGAGGGUGACCUUGGUGGAUUUGGCGAGUCUUUCUAUAGUGUUAUUGCGUGUUUUUAUCGAAAUGGCAACAAUCUCAAAAGUGGUGUUUUUGGUUCAUCUGUGAGGGGCGAACUAUCAACCCUUCGAUAAUUGUGUCAUGAUGGCCUUACUGUUUCUGGCACCCGUUUACGCAGAAUACGUGAUGUGGAUAUGAAGCGCGACUAUGCAUUUGUUGAAUUUAGCGACCCUAGAGAUGCUGAUGAUGCAAGAUAUGCAUUGAAUGGUCGAGAUCUAGAUGGAAGCCGUAUCAUUGUGGAAUUCGCCAAGGGAGUGCCCCGUGGCCCAGGUGGAUCUCGUGAUUACCCUGGAAGAGGAGGACCUACUCCUGGGUCAGGACGCUGCUUCAACUGUGGAAUUGAUGGUCACUGGGCUCGUGAUUGCAAAGCUGGAGAUUGGAAGAAUAAGUGUUAUCGCUGUGGAGAACGAGGCCACAUAGAAAGAAAUUGUCAAAACAGUCCUAAGAAACUGAGCCGCAGACCACGCAGUUACUCACGCUCACCUAGUCCCCGCCGUGGUAGAAGCAGAAGCCGUAGUUACAGCAGGGGGCGUAGCGACAGUCGAUCAAGAUCACCUGUGAAGAGAGAAAGAAGUUUCGAGCGUGACGAUAGAAGAUCAAGGAGCCCUAAGCGCCACAGGGGUUCUCCGUCCCCCUCCAAAGGAAGGAAGCAUAGUCCAGCACCUGAUGAAAGAAGCCCACGAGAGAGAGGUAGCCCUUCUCCAAGAGACCGCAGGCACACCAAUGGUUCAGAUUACAGUGCAAGUCCUAGGGGAAGGAGCAGAAGCCCUGACCGUGAAGCUGAUGUCGAAGGAAGGUCUUAUAGGAGCUCUGCGAAGGAAAACGGCCACAGCCGCAGCCCUAGCCCACUCCCUAGGGAUGACAGGAGCCCAAUCUACGAUGAUGAUGAGAAUCAUGCUUCUCCUAGGCGCAGUGAAUCAAAUUAAAGCAGUUGGUGGUUUGAAUGGUAUGUCUUAGUGACAACAAUCUGUGUUUGCGAGCACUUUUGAGUUUUAUAUGGAUGGAGAACUUUUCCUUCUAGAUUAUUAAGCACUGUUGAGAUUUAUUGGAGUUUGUUUCUAUAAGUUCCGCUUUAUCUUGUCUUUAGCAAAUUACUUUUUACAGCUGCGAAUGACAGUUGAUAAUUUUCUGCAUAAACUAUGAUCUAUGAUUUGCACAAUAUCACUUAAUAGUAUCUCUCUUUUUUGGUUCAA
Molecule: messenger RNA, 1515 nt
Organism: Theobroma cacao (cacao)
Lineage: Eukaryota; Viridiplantae; Streptophyta; Magnoliopsida; Malvales; Malvaceae
Product: serine/arginine-rich splicing factor RS2Z33-like
Molecular function (GO): RNA binding; zinc ion binding
Source: RefSeq, a predicted model, not a curated record